This is a messenger RNA of Hyla sarda, 4606 nucleotides long. It is a transcript of the gene SUPT16H, whose product is annotated as SPT16 homolog, facilitates chromatin remodeling subunit. The coding region runs from base 387 to 3500 and encodes 1037 amino acids. The record is from RefSeq and is a predicted model, not a curated record. NCBI's taxonomy places the organism in Eukaryota, Metazoa, Chordata, Amphibia, Anura, Hylidae. Gene Ontology annotation, biological process: transcription elongation by RNA polymerase II; positive regulation of transcription elongation by RNA polymerase II. Gene Ontology annotation, molecular function: nucleosome binding. The transcript is spliced from 26 exons. Gene Ontology annotation, cellular component: FACT complex.
UGUCAUUCCCUAUAGAGACCCAGCGCGCGGCUCCGGCGUCACCUGACACCGUGUAAACAUGUCGGAACAGUCUCCACGCUUUUUCCUCUCAAGCAGCAAGUAGAUGCGCUGAUAUUCGGCGGCAGGGGGCGCUGUGGGCCGCGCUCUCUCCGCCUUUCCCGGUCCUUUCUCUCCGCCCCCUGGUUCUCUCUAGCAGCUCGGGAUUUCCCGCCCUACGUGCCAUCGUUUGUGCGUCUUCUGCUCGGAGCCCGUGUAGGCCAUCGUCCAGCCCGCGGUGUUUCCCGGAGCACUACCCGGCUAACUGACGUCUGACCCGGCGAGUAGAGCAGGAAAGACACGCGGGAAGGCCGGCCUGCUCCGGGAGGGAGCCCCGGCCUGUGGACAGGAUGGCGGUCAACCUGGAUAAAGAGGCCUAUUACCGGCGAAUAAAGCGUCUGUACAGCAACUGGAAGAAAGGUGAAGAUGACUACUCCAAUGUGGAUGCUAUUGUGGUAUCAGUGGGAGUGGAUGAGGAGAUUGUGUACGCCAAGUCCACUGCCCUACAGACCUGGCUUUUUGGCUACGAAUUAACAGACACUAUAAUGGUUUUCUGUGAGGAGAAAAUUUUCUUCAUGGCAAGCAAGAAAAAGGUGGAGUUUCUUAAGCAGAUCGCAAACACAAAAGGCAAUGAGAAUGCAAAUGGUACCCCAGCGAUCACACUUCUAGUGCGGGAGAAGCAAAAUGAGAAUAACAAGGCAAACUUCGACAAGAUGAUUGAGGCCAUUAAAGGGAGCAAGAAGGGAAAACGGAUUGGUGUUUUUAGCAAGGACAAGUUCCCAGGGGAUUUCAUGAAAAGUUGGUAUGACUGCCUGAAUAAAGAAGGAUUUGACAAAGCUGAUAUGAGUGCUGCUGUGGCUUACACAAUUGCUGUAAAAGAAGAUGGAGAACUAAAUUUGAUGAAAAAGGCAGCGACCAUCACCUCAGAUGUCUUUAACAAGUUCUUCAAGGAACGUGUCAUGGAGAUUGUGGAUGCUGAUGAGAAAGUACGGCACAGCAAGCUAGCCGAGUCUGUGGAGAAAGCUAUAGAAGAUAAAAAAUAUUUAAGUGGGACAGAUCCAUCCACCAUUGAAAUGUGUUACCCUCCCAUCAUCCAGAGUGGAGGCAACUAUAAUCUAAAAUUCAGUGUGGUCAGUGACAAAAACCACAUGCACUUUGGAGCAAUCACAUGUGCCAUGGGGGUCCGCUACAAGUCUUACUGCUCCAAUCUAGUGCGCACCCUCAUGGUGGAUCCAACACAGGAAAUGCAGGAAAAUUACAACUUUUUACUACAGUUGCAGGAAGAUUUAUGCAAGGAGUUGAAACAUGGUGCAAAAAUAAGUGACAUCUAUCAAGCAAUUAUGGAUCAAGUGAAGAAACAGAAAUCAGAUCUAAUGAGCCGGAUCACGAAAAACCUGGGCUUUGCAAUGGGAAUUGAGUUUCGGGAAGGAUCUCUUGUGAUAAAUAGCAAAAAUCAAUACAAACUCAAGAAAGGAAUGGUGUUCAGUGUUCACUUGGGUCUGGCAGACCUCACCAACAAGGAGGGAAAGAAACCAGAAGAGAAGACAUAUGCCUUGUUCGUUGGGGAUACAGUGCUGAUUAAUGAGGAGGGACCAGCAACAAUUCUUACCAGUGUUAAGAAAAAAGUGAAAAAUGUUGGGAUCUUCUUAAAGAAUGAAGAUGAAGAUGAGGAGGAAGAAGAAAAGGAUGAAGCUGAAGACCUUCUUGGCAGAGGAUCUCGAGCUGCAGCACUUCUUACGGAAAGAACUAGAAAUGAGAUGACUGCAGAGGAGAAGCGCCGAACUCAUCAGAAAGAGCUUGCAACACAAUUGAAUGAGGAAGCGCGAAGAAGGCUGACAGAACAAAAGGGCGAGCAACAGGCGCAGAAGGCCCGAAAGUCUAAUGUUUCAUAUAAAAAUGUAUCUCAAAUGCCAAAAGAGCCAGAAAUUCGAGAGAUGAAGAUUUAUAUAGACAAAAAGUAUGAGACUGUGAUUAUGCCUGUGUUUGGAAUUGCUACUCCCUUCCAUAUUGCCACCAUCAAGAAUAUUAGUAUGUCAGUUGAAGGUGAUUAUACUUAUCUGCGUAUCAACUUCUACUGCCCGGGUAGUGCUCUAGGGCGAAAUGAAGGCAACAUUUUUCCCAACCCCGAUGCCACAUUCGUUAAGGAAAUAACAUACAGGGCUUCUAACAUGAAGACCCCUGGAGAGACUGCUGUGCCAUCACUCAACUUGCAGAAUGCUUUCCGAAUUAUUAAGGAAGUGCAGAAACGAUACAAGACACGAGAGGCAGAAGAGAAGGAGAAAGAGGGCAUUGUAAAGCAAGAUUCCCUGGUCAUUAAUCUUAAUCGUAGUAAUCCAAAAUUAAAAGACCUGUACAUUAGGCCCAACAUUGCACAGAAGCGAAUGCAGGGCUCUCUCGAGGCCCAUGUAAAUGGUUUCCGCUUUACAUCUGUAAGAGGCGAUAAAGUGGAUAUUUUAUACAAUAACAUUAAACAUGCCAUUUUCCAGCCUUGUGAUGGAGAGAUGAUCAUUGUGCUUCAUUUCCACCUAAAGAAUGCCAUAAUGUUUGGGAAAAAGAGACACACUGAUGUCCAGUUCUACACAGAAGUUGGAGAGAUCACCACAGAUCUCGGAAAACACCAGCAUAUGCAUGACCGUGAUGACCUGUACGCAGAACAGCUGGAAAGAGAGAUGAGGCACAAACUGAAAACAGCCUUCAAAAACUUUAUUGAGAAGGUGGAAUCUUUAACAAAGGAGGAUCUGGAGUUCGAGGUUCCAUUCAGAGACCUGGGGUUCAAUGGAGCCCCAUACAGAAGUACAUGUCUUUUGCAACCAACAAGCAGUGCUCUGGUAAACACAACAGAAUGGCCACCAUUUGUUGUGACAUUAGAUGAGGUUGAGCUUGUACACUUUGAAAGAGUCCAGUUUCACCUAAAGAACUUUGAUAUGGUCAUAGUCUACAAGGACUACAAUAAGAAGGUCACUAUGAUCAAUGCUAUUCCCGUGGCAUCCCUUGACCCAAUCAAAGAGUGGUUAAACUCCUGUGAUAUUAAGUACACAGAGGGAGUUCAGUCCCUGAACUGGACUAAAAUUAUGAAAACCAUUGUGGAUGAUCCUGAAGGUUUCUUUGAGCAGGGUGGCUGGUCUUUCCUUGAACCUGAAGGAGAGGGCAGUGAAGCAGGAGCUGAAGGUUCAGAGUCUGAAGUAGAAGAUGAGACAUUCAACCCCUCUGAGGAUGAAUAUGAGGAGGAGGAAGAAGACAGUGAUGAGGAUUAUUCUGAUGAAACUGAAGAAUCAGUGUACAGUGAAGAUUCUCUAGGCAGCGAUGAGGAGAGUGGUAAAGACUGGGACGAAUUAGAAGAAGAAGCUAGGAAAGCUGACCGGGAAAGUCGUUAUGAGGAAGAGGAGGAACAAAGUAGUACUAAGAAGAGGAAGGGUCAUGGUCAUAGUCAUGCACCCACCCCAUCAAAGAAGAGGAGGAAGUAGCGCUAAUGUGACCUCCUUUUUCCAACUUCCUUUGUUCCUGUCCCCGUACUUUCGAAGUAAAACCCAUGACCCAUCUUUUGCCUCAUUCCUCCUUAUUAUGUCUGUUCCCACAAUUCAGAAUUUCUUACCUUUCCUUCACUUGCCCUAUGAGUCUGAGGUGUGUCACCGUGCUUUUGCUGCUACAGACUGCUGGGAUGCUAUGUGAUGGUUAAAUGGACCAAUAUGGCAUUAUUUUAUUAUGUCCUCUUAACUGGACUGUUCACAAAAUUAAAUCCAUAGUGAAUUUUCACAACCUAUAAAAAUACUCCAUUUUUUUUCUUCUGAAAGACAUUCUCAUUGUAUCUAUAAACUAUUCCAUUAUUUCAUGAACCACAGUUAAGUGGUUAAAGUGGCACUGCCAGUCUACAGAGCUGGGUGGCUUGCCUGUAUCCCUAUGUGCACUUGACCAAGUCCCUUGCCUCACCUUCUAGCUUGCCGUUUUCAUAUUUCUUGUGCUGCUCUCCUAGGAAUUCUUGUAAAAGGUUACUUUUUUAUUUGCUAUAUGUUAUUUUGUUCAAAGUGUCAGGAGUCUGUCCAUCAGUCUCCUCGCUGCUUGUCUCUUGUGACUUCAGGCACCAUAAAGGUGUGUUUUUUUUUCUUUUUUUUACUUUUUUCUCUUGGAUUUUCCUUUUUCAUUGCCUUUGUUUUUCUCUAGCAGUGAGGUGUAAAUGGUGUUUUUCAGACCUUGGAGACGUGUAAACAAAUAAAAGACAAAAAACUUUUUUGUACCUUUUUCCCAGUUUGCUAAUUUUUUUUUUUUGAGAUUCUGUGUCAGACUUAAGACAAUUUUUACUGAACACUCAAGAUUAUUGAGCAGCACUUGUAAAUGACACCUGGAUUGAUCAGUCCUGUUAGAAACAAUAAAAUGAAAUUCCUCAGGGAUACAAUGCCACCUUUUGUGUGUGGUUUUGUGCUUUCAUUACAGAAUAGCCUUGGCCAUUGAUCUGAACCCCUUUCUCAUUAUUUACAGUAAUUGUGAAGUUUUCACCAGUGGGAGCUAGUAGAAUAGUGUCAAAUAAAAAUACAAGAGAAAAUAAAGAUCAAACCUGUUUGGUUGCUUUUGUAGA